Acanthosepion pharaonis is the source of this 735-nucleotide messenger RNA. The record is from the annotation of a GenBank genome assembly. NCBI's taxonomy places the organism in Eukaryota, Metazoa, Mollusca, Cephalopoda, Sepiida, Sepiidae.
AUGGCUAAGUCGUUUGCAAAUCAGAAAGAGAAUUGUUUGUCAAAAGUUGAUUGCAGUCGUAAAGGAGUUAUUGAUUUGCCGAUUCAUGAUUUAUGCCAGUAUAUUAAUUCUCGUGAUAGACUAUUCACUACUAGUUCGUGUUCAGGAAGAAUCAUUAUCUUUGAAGAUGAAGAGGAGAAUGGUGUGAAGAAAAAAGGAUGCAAAUGGCUGUUUACUACCCACACCCAGACAAGUCUUGAAGAAAUGAAAGAUGCAUUGAUGGACAUAGCUGGAGAAGCAGUGUUCAAAUUUGAACCGUUUGUUAUGCAUGUCCAGUGUCAAGAAUUGCAAGAUGCUCAAAAUCUGCAUUCUGUUGCUGUUUCUUCAGGAUUUAGAAAUUCAGGAAUUACAAUUGGUAAAAAAGGGAAAAUUAUUACGGCCAUAAGAAGCACUCAAGGUUUGGAAGUACCACUUUCCUGUGAAGGUCAAAUUCUCAUUUCAGAACAGUACAUUAACCACAUCAUUAAAAUUGCAAACAAAAAAAUGGAGGAGAAUGAAAAUCGAAUUGACAGGCUUACUCAUAACCUAAAAGCAAGUCUUGAAGCCUUUCCCUCUGAAAAUCUUCCAGAAUUAAGUAAAAAGAAAAAACUACAAAAUAAGAAAAGAAAAGACCCAGAUUUGUCCUCAACAACAACCAAAGCAAAGACAGAAGAUUCUUUCACAGAUUUGGACUUAAGUGAUAUGUUUAUCAAAUAA